CCAAGUAUGUCAUUCUGACUGCUUGCACAGACUGAUGUAAUGUUUAAACCAUUGAAACUCUUGCUGUAGAGACCUUAACGCCACUAUUUUAUGUGUAUCUCGCAAACAGAUAGCAAGUGGCGGUCCGGACUUUCACGCGGUAGGCGUGUCCUUAAAGUUUAACUUUCAGGCCAUUACAACUGCGAAGAUAUGAAGGACAGCGGGGAAAGGUCCUGCAGCACUUCAGAAUAAUGAACGCCAUGAUCGGGAUGACUGUCCUCCUAAACAGAGUCAACACCUGCUGGGACGCGUUAGUGUGUGUCGCCUUACUCAGCAGCAUCUCAUGUGUGGGCUCCAUUAAGGUGACCGCACCGGAAGGCCGCGUGACCGCAGUCCGAGGCCGCCCAGCUGUCUUGGGCUGUGAGUUCACCCCUCAGCCAGGCUCUGAUCUUGCCAACCUGGUCGUUACCUGGCAACGGCAGGAGGACAUCCGUGUGGUCCAUAGCUACUAUUACCUAGAGGACCAGUUGGAACGGCAGAGUGCGGAGUACCAUAAACGGACGUCACUUUUCCACACGGAGCUGAGUAAAGGAAACGCGUCGCUUAGGAUUGUGAAUGUGGGACCAAGAGAUGUGGGCCGAUACCAGUGCAUGGUGAGCACGUCCAGUGGCACAGACAAAGCAGAGAUUCAGCUGGACUAUGGAGUGUUCUACACCGAGCCCAGGUUGAGCAUCAGCUUCAGCGCCAAAAAGGUGUCGGUGCAGUACGAGGCCGAAGGUUUUCCCAAGCCGGAGGUCAGCUGGCUGGGAGAACAGGGCCAGAACCUCAGCCAUCACACGGAGCUCUUAGAGGGUGUGGACGGAGAAAUAGGACUCUAUCAUCUCAAGAGCAGCUAUGAGGCCCCCACCCCUGCACUGAAUAUUACUUUUGUCCUAAAGAACAAACUUCUCCAUCAGGACCUGCAGAGACCCGUCAGCUUCAGCUAUGCUGAUAAUUCCUCUAAUGGAGUGGUCAUUGCGCUUGCACUCAUUUGCGUUUUACUCUUCAUCAUUGUACUCAUUCUGGCUUGGUUGUAUUGGAAGAAGAGGAUAUGAACAGAUGACUCAUUCAGCUUCUAUGAGUCUGAUCAGAAAGAAGCACUAGGCUUUAUAAGUUGAUGGCACAGUGAAAAGCACAGUCUGGCAUGUCUGUAUUUGCCGUAGAAGAUCAGAGGUGAGGGGGUUUACUGUAGGACAUCUAAAACAGGCCCCAAAGACAGGAAGCACAUUCUCUAUUUUAAAGCACCAUAUCAGAAAGCAGUGCUUCCUCUGUAGCCCUAAAGAGAUAAAGUGGUCAUCAUGUGAUAAAGCAAUAUCUGGAUAGCAAUGAAUCCCCUCCUCCUUCAGCCAAAAUCACUGACAUGCACAUGAACACUGGAAAUAAUGCUAGUCGGUAAGCUAACUGAAACUGUAUGUAUGAAUCUAUGAUGCUCGACAAAAACACCACCGUUUGGAAUCGCUUGUCAUACAGUCUUAUGCAAAAGUUUGAAGACCUCCAUAAAUGAACAUUCUAUGUUGCAUAUGACUGUAGGAAGCUCAAAAAAUACACAACUAUUCAAAAGUGUGGAACCAUUUGCCAUAUUAACAAAUUAGUAAUUUUAUGUACAUUUAUAAUGUAUGUACAAUGUAUAUUUAAAUAUUAAACACUAAUUUAAAUAUUUAUCCACUUGGAAUAUUUUAGAUGUUUCAUUUGAAAUUGAAGGAAUACAAGAUGUGGACAAAAUGGUACAAAAUAAAUUUCUGUAAUUAUCAAGAGCCACUCGUCCAUUUAAGCAACAACUUAAGUACUGCUUAAAAAAAAAAAACAUAUAUAGAUGAAUCCAGUCAGUUGUGUAAUUUAUUUCUAGUUGUACAUUUGAAGAUUUUAAUUGGACAGCUGACCUCAUUUUUAACUGCUGCUAAACAAUGAUUAGCCAACUGACUGCUUGCAAAAUAAUGAUUUAGAUGACUCUCAACCAGAGUUGAGAUCAUCAGUCUCCGAGCGCUGCUUUCUCCUCAGGACAAACCUGCUGUGAGAAUGGCAGUGGCAGUACAUCAGUCAUUAGCAUUAGGCUAAUAGAGAUGAAAACAUGUUGCUGAGGUACAUUUCAUUCGUGCUAACCUGAUUAUCUGGUUCAGAAAUGUUUUCCUGAACCUAAAAAACUGUAGAGGCCUACACUUAGUUCAUUGUCGAUAGGACAAGCUCUAAGGUAAGCUGAACUGUAUUUGCUAACACUCAUUUUAAUGUGUCUCAUGAUAAAAUAACACUACAGAACGAUGUUAAGACCAUUAGCGAGUGUAGCAACUCUAACCAUGAAGGGAGGAAAGACGCCGGGGGCAGGGGUGAAGGCGGAGAGCUUCUUUUUAUUAAUUAUUGACACAACGCAAAACACGCGGCUAACAGCCCACAAAAGUAUUACAACAUGCUCGCUGGUCACUUUUCAGGGGCUUCAGUCCUCUGUCUCAGCUCAGCUCUGCUCUCACACCUUCGCUGGUCUCCUUCUCUCUCCGGGCUCUGCCCGCUACUGAGGGAAGAGAUGACAAUAAGUAGGCUGGCAGAAACAAGGCACAGGUGAACAACAUCAGCUACUUAGGCCCGCUGGUUCAGCCCGACCAGCUUCUCCGUCCCGCAUUCAACGCUCGGCCACGCCCCCUUCUCCACAGCGAGCUAACUAUAUUAGCUUUUAAUAUUAUAGCUGUUAAGUUAUCUAGAUAAAUGGACUUAAUCAGAUGAAACAGGGCUGCAUAAAAUGUGUGCAAAGAUAAAUACUUUUCAUAUACAGCUCCCUAGUGUCAUACAAAUUAUUGAAAAACCUCUGAAGUUGCACAGAACUACCAAAUUAGUAUCAUUCUAUAUACUUGUCCACAACCAAAUUGUAUGGCGCUCCAGACUAUUGUAUAUGCUCAACUAUAUGGCAAGUCUUGCAGAGCAAUAUGCAUCUGAAGUCACAAAUGUUGACAGCUUAUUUAUUAACACAUUAAAAAUAUUUGCAAGACAAACUAUUUCAGCUUUGCAAAUGAUACAUACAGGCUAAUCCACUUUAACCUUUUACAGAACUAACAAAUGUUCCUGUUGGUACAUUUUAAAUCAGUUUUAUCCUUCAUACAUUUUCUUUGCAUUUAGCUUCAUGGGGCUAGACAUGAUCUCAUAGUGAGAAAACACACUCUGGGACAACUAGGGUACACCCCCUCUAAAUCACGCCCCUCAAAAGAGAGUAACUAGUGAAAAAACAUAUCUUGGCUUAUUAAGGUUAGCCAGCUGUUUACAUCUAUGGGCUGUCUAUGGGCUAACAACAUGGCUUUUUGUCUGUCGGAUAAUGUUGAUGAGCUGUCGGAUAAUGUAAUUGAUUUAGAAAUUUUACAUUUGGUUUGUUCCUGAUGAACAUGUAUCAUAGUUGUCCAUAGAUAAACUCGUUAUGAGGUCAGAUGGCCCUGCAAGACCACUCUAUGCUCAGCCCUGUGGAAGCAAGAAAGAUUUUGGCAUUAAGUCUGUUCUGAGUCUGCCUUUGUUAUGGGUAUUGAUCUGAACCAGGCCUUAACUGUCUACCUCAGGAAUUAACCAAUGCUGCAUUUACAUAGUAUUUCAGUAGCUAUUAAUCUGACUGGUUGGAUUAGUUGUACCUAGUACGAGCAAUGUUUGUAGCGUUUGUCAGUGAUGAAAGAUGCAUUCUGUAUUUUGCAGAACUGAGAGCUGUAAUGAUGUGACUGAGCUUUUUCAUUUUUAACAUGUUUAACAUUUAUUAAUCCAGAUUUGGUAAUUGUAAUAAUAUGUGAGUAUUAUUUUGGAUUAUUUGUACUUCUACUCAAGCAUUAUUGAAACUACAGAGUAUAAAAUUACUGAAUUACAAUUCUAAGAGGAUAAACAAACUUUCUACUACUUAUUUUCAUUUAGAUCUUUUUAAUGUGUUGUCAUGCUAUAACAGUCUCAAUUUUCUGUCAUUUUUACUGUCAUAUUAUUGUUACUGAAUUGUUACUUUUUUGCAAAACAUUUUUAGCUGCUACUUCUUCAUAAAGUUCUUUAUAAAUAAAGCCUGCCAUCACUGUUACU
Colossoma macropomum (tambaqui) is the source of this 4044-nucleotide messenger RNA. Its product is annotated as CD276 antigen. The record is from RefSeq and is a predicted model, not a curated record. The coding region runs from base 231 to 1073 and encodes 280 amino acids. Gene Ontology annotation, cellular component: external side of plasma membrane. Gene Ontology annotation, biological process: immune response; T cell costimulation; negative regulation of T cell proliferation. The transcript is spliced from 5 exons. Lineage: Eukaryota; Metazoa; Chordata; Actinopteri; Characiformes; Serrasalmidae.